This is a messenger RNA of Synchiropus splendidus (mandarinfish), 756 nucleotides long. RefSeq names its product TSEN15 tRNA splicing endonuclease subunit (gene tsen15). Gene Ontology annotation, molecular function: nucleic acid binding. The record is from RefSeq and is a predicted model, not a curated record. Gene Ontology annotation, biological process: tRNA splicing, via endonucleolytic cleavage and ligation. The transcript is spliced from 4 exons. Lineage: Eukaryota; Metazoa; Chordata; Actinopteri; Syngnathiformes; Callionymidae. Bases 67 to 558 code for a protein of 163 amino acids.
CAAAGUUCUCCAGCGUGAGCGCAGCAGAAUGUUUGCACCUGAAAAUAUAUUAGUUUUAAUUCGUGCAUGUGCCAAAAAACAAACAUGUCGAGCUCGAAUCUAAACACUGACAAAAGCAAAUUAGUGGAGGAGACGCAGACACCGAUAUGGAUCGUCCAUCAUCCUGUGUUCCAGCAGAUGAACUCUCUGGAGGUGGAAGAUAGCUCUCAGAUCUACGCAGCUUUUUUAGUUUACAUGGAUCUUACAGAAGUGCGUCACUGGGCCGAGGUGUCUUGUGUCAAGAGUGAGGAGCUGCAGCUUGUGUUGCUGGAGGCCAAGGAGAAGGAGGAUUCCUCCAUCCAGACUGUUCUCCCUCUACCUUCUGACCGAUCCCUCAGCCACAGGAGCAUCCGACACGUGCUGGACAGAGGUCACCCCAUGCUGCUGUGUGCCGUGGCGUCAGACUCCACUCUGGUGUACCAGAGGAUGACCGAUGGCCUGGUGACACCUGACCCGCCUGUCGGUCCGUUUCAGGACGUGGACCGGCGAAGGCAGAGGAAGAGACGACUGCAGAACUAAAGAGCUGAAGCUAAGAGGUGGAAGGGAAACUGAACUUCAGGUCAAACUUGAUCACUUGGUGUCAGCCUCCAGUUUCAUUCAUCAUCAUUUGACUGAAGUUGAGGAGGCGUGGCCACGAGAUCAUGAACUUUACAGCAUGUUUGUCUUUAGUUUGAAUUGUUCAUUUCAAGAAGCACAUUUUGUUACAUAAACAUUUCC